AUGUCUCGCAAGAAAUGGACCUCUCUGGACAAGCCGCGACUCUCAGAUGCCGUACUGGAGGUUAUUCAAAGCUUUGGCUUUCGGGAUAUGACGCCAGUGCAGACAGCGGCCAUUCCCCUGCUGCUGGCCCUCAAAGAUGUCUCCGCCGAGGCCGUCACGGGCAGCGGCAAGACGCUGGCAUUUCUGGUCCCAUUACUGGAGAUUCUGCAGAGACGGCACAGGGAGCGACCCUGGGGCCCUAAGGAGAUCGGUGCAUUGAUCAUCUCACCCACACGAGAGUUGGCGCGACAGAUAUCCGAGGUGCUGGCCCAGUUUCUGGCCCACGAGGAUCUGGAGCACUUGAACCAGCAAUUGAUUGUGGGCGGCAACAGUAUUGAGGAGGAUAUUGCGACACUGAGGAAGGAAACACCCUGCAUACUGGUGUGCACGCCGGGCCGGCUAGAGGAUUUGUUUCAGCGCAAAGGAGAUGACCUGAAUUUGGCAGCGCGCGUCAAGAGCCUGGAGUUUUUGGUGCUGGACGAGGCGGAUCGCUUACUGGACUUGGGAUUCAAGACGAGUGUUAACAACAUACUUGGCUACCUGCCGAGACAGCGGCGAACGGGCCUCUUCUCGGCCACACAGACCACCGAGGUGACGGACCUGAUCCGUGCUGGCCUACGUAAUCCCGUCCUGGUCUCGGUCAAGGAGAAGGCUUCCGUGAACACACCAGCGAGACUGCAGAACUUCUAUAGAAUCGUCGAGCCCGAGCAAAAGUUCGUGGCCCUGCUGCAGUUCCUCUCGUCCCCGGCCACACGCACUGGCAAGGUAAUGGUCUUCUUUCCUACCUGUGCCUGCGUGGAGUACUGGGCGGAGGCCUUGCCCCCUCUGCUGCCCAAGCGCAGUGUUCUGGGAAUCCACGGCAAGAUGAAGAACAAGCGAGCCAUCGUGGUGGAAAAGUUUCGCAAUGAGCCGGAGUCUGUGCUCCUCUGCACAGACGUGCUGGCCCGCGGCUUGGACGUGCCCGAGAUCGAGUGGGUCGUGCAGUGGGACCCGCCCUCGAAUGCGUCCAGUUUUGUGCACCGUGUGGGACGCACUGCCCGCCAGGGAAACGAUGGCAACGCCCUCGUCUUUCUCCUGCCCAGCGAGGAUUCCUAUAUUCACUUCUUGAAGAUCAACCAAAGGGUAGAACUCAAUGAACUUCCCAACGACGAGGCUGGCCCCUCGGAUCCCCAACUUCCGUCCGUUCUGGAGCAACUGCAUCGACUGCAGAGGGCGGACAAGGGAGUCUACGACAAGGGAAUGCGUGCCUUUGUCUCCCAUGUCCGGGCCUACACCAAGCACGAGUGCAGCGCGAUUUUGCGACUGAAAGAUCUGGAUCUUGGUAAGAUGGCCACUGCCUACGGACUGCUUCAACUGCCGCGCAUGCCGGAGCUAAAGAACUACAACGGAGAUGGCUUCAUAGCGCCCAGCUCUGAGGUUGAUCUCACCAAACUCACCUACAAGAAUGUCCAAAAGGAGCAAGUGCGCCAGCAGAAGCUACAGACCUACGAACAGACAGGCAGCUGGCCAGGCCAAAAGCUGCACAAGAAGCGCACCGAGUCCUGGGACCAGACCAAAAAGGCCAAACUGGAUGCCAAAUCGAAGAAGGAGCUGCGCAAGGCAAAGAAGCAACGUAAGCGCGAGGCAGAGUCUGCAGAAGGAGCACCGGGGCAACGCAAAAGGAAGCAGCAAUUCAGCCAGGAAGACCUGGACGAGCUGGCCAGUGAUAUACGGCUCUUCAAGAGGCUAAAGAAGAACAAGAUCAGCGAAGAGGAAUACGACAGGGCGAUGGGCAUUGAAAAGGACGACUAGUGGGGAUCGUUAACUAAUAAAAUUGGUUAGGAAAUAUGUA
This is a messenger RNA of Drosophila persimilis, 1870 nucleotides long. RefSeq names its product probable ATP-dependent RNA helicase DDX55 homolog. The record is from RefSeq and is a predicted model, not a curated record. Gene Ontology annotation, cellular component: nucleolus. Gene Ontology annotation, molecular function: ATP binding; nucleic acid binding. Bases 1 to 1830 code for a protein of 609 amino acids. Lineage: Eukaryota; Metazoa; Arthropoda; Insecta; Diptera; Drosophilidae. The transcript has a single exon.